Molecule: messenger RNA, 1375 nt
Organism: Dioscorea cayenensis subsp. rotundata (Guinea yam)
Lineage: Eukaryota; Viridiplantae; Streptophyta; Magnoliopsida; Dioscoreales; Dioscoreaceae
Product: neuroguidin
Exons: 7
Coding region: 70-1038 (322 amino acids)
Biological process (GO): maturation of SSU-rRNA from tricistronic rRNA transcript (SSU-rRNA, 5.8S rRNA, LSU-rRNA)
Cellular component (GO): nucleolus; small-subunit processome
Source: RefSeq, a predicted model, not a curated record
GUUUCCUCUCAAAACCAAAAACUAAAACCCUAACAAUUGCUUGGCUAGGGUUUUGCGGGAGCUCCAGCGAUGGAUUCCAAUCAAUUGGAAGCGAACGCUAGCAACGAUUCCAAUCAAUCUCCGCAGCUUCUUGCGGUUCUGAAGGAGAUGAAGUCUGGGUUGGACACUGUGAUGGCCAAAGUCCAAGCCCUAACCCAAAAGGUUAAAGAAGGCCAAUUUCCGACGGCCGAUGGAAUCAGCUAUCUUGAAACGAAGCAUCUGCUUCUUCUAAGCUAUUGCCAAUCCAUCGUUUACUAUUUGCUUCGCAAAGCGAAGGGUUUGUCGAUCGAGGGCCAUCCCGUGGUCCGGAGUCUUGUGGAGAUUCGAUUGUUUCUUGAAAAAAUUCGACCGAUUGAUAAGAAGCUUGAGUACCAAAUCCAGAAGUUGACGAAGGCUGCAACAAAUUUGGUAUCUGAGAGAGCAAUGAGCAUUGGAGAGGAGACGGAGGUGGGAAAGAAGGAUGAGGAGGAUUCCUUGAAGUUCCGGCCUAAUCCAGAUAUGCUUGUUAGCAAGUCAGUACCAGCCGACAAGGAUGGUGGAGGUGUUUAUCGGCCCCCGAGGUUUGCCCCAGCAAGUAUGGAAAAUGAUAAAUUAUCAAAGCAGGAGAAGCAAGCUAUCAGAAAGGACAAACAAUUUCUCCGACAAGCUAGAGAGAAUACCUAUUUCAAAGAACUCAUGGAUAACAUGGAAGAUAAACCAGAAGAGAUUAGAGAAUUUUAUGGGACAGAUAGCAAGGAGGUUGAAAGAUACAAAGCAAAGAGAGAGGCGCGUGAUAAACAAGAAGAAGAGCUUUUCACUCGAGCUCCAAUUUCAAAACGAGAAAAAAGGCUAGAGAGACACAUGUUGAAGUCAAGAAAUGGAUUGCUUGGCUUAACUGAUGGUUUCAAUGAGGAAAUGAGAAUGUUACCUCUGGAAGGGAAGGACAGGGACACUGAGACCAGCUACAACCUAACUGGUAGUGGAGGCAAAAGAUUUAAGAAGCGCAAGAGAAAGCAUUGAAGAUUUAGCUGCAGAGACAAAACCCCCAAGGACUUGUUUUAUUAAUUGAAUUCAAAAUGUAUAAGGAAGCUGGGUAGGUUCCAGGUACUCCACAGUUCCCCUUCUUCAGAUAUCAGUAGAAGCCCUGCAACAAAUUUCGAUGAUUUUACAAUCACCUUGCUUUUUCAGAUGUCCACCACUAUCGUAAUUUUAGUCUCAAUUGUGUAGGUUACACAGCUUUGUAUUGUUUGUGAUGUUUAUGUAGCCUAUAUUUUCUAUAGCAUUUUGAUGUUGGAAUCUUUGGUGAUGCCCGCUUCCGGGUUGAAGGGAAGUAUUGAGUCACAUUUUUUGGAAACCA